AUGUCAGGAGGGGUCAUGUCCUCAGGUAUCGCCGCGUUGAUCCUCCCCGCCAACAUCAUCGAACCACCAAACAAUACCUCCUUAUACGAUAGCCUGCCAGAAAUGCCCGAUACUGAGGUCAAGGCCGGCAUCGCGCCGCAAGCGCUGCAGUCCGGGCUGUCUUUAAAAGACCGUCUUCCCCGGCUCGAACCUCGAAGGCGCCGUCCUGAUCCCUCCAACCCUACCCCACGUCCAGAGACGCCCGCGCUCCCGUCGCCUCCCAACGCAGAUUCGAUCGCCUUCCAGGUCCCCUCGAGACGCAUCUUAUCCAAGAAGGACCACGAGCUCUUUCUUUCGUCGCCUACAUACCAGCUCAUCCAAGCAUGGAUCUUCACCCUGUCCGAGGCUGUUACCGAUACCCCAUGCUCCGCAGUGAAGGAUGAUGCCGGGCUCAGCCAAUCCGUAAAGGCGAUCCUUGCUAUCCUAGACGAUGCCGCACGACUCGUAGAGUCAGCGCCACCGACCGACGAGGGAGGCUCUCGAUUCGGUAACAAGAUCUUCCGCACCUUUCUCGACCUAGCCAAGGCGAAGCUUCCUGAGUGGCACAAGAGUCUCGGCAUUGACUCCGAAGCCGCAAUUGCCGAAGUGUCGACCUAUCUACAACAUUCCUUUGGCAACUGGGCCCGCAUUGACUACGGCUCCGGACAUGAACUCAACUUUGCGAUUUGGCUCCUGUGCCUCUACCAGCUCCGAAUUGUCACCAAGGACGAUUUCAAGGCGCUUGUCCUGCGAGCGUUUUCCAAGUACCUCGACCUCAUGCGAACGAUCCAGUCGACCUAUUACCUCGAACCAGCCGGCUCACACGGUGUGUGGGGUCUCGACGACUACCAGUUCCUCCCUUUCCUCUUCGGCGCUGCGCAACUACUACAUCACCCCUAUGUAACACCCCGCGCCGUCCACCAAGAGUUAACAUUGGAAGAGUUUGGGCAUGAGUACCUCUAUCUCGGCCAAGUGUCGUUUGUGAAUAGCACAAAAACAGUCAAGGGUCUACGGUGGCAUAGUCCAAUGCUCGACGACAUCUCGGCAUCCAAGUCUUGGGUGAAGAUAGAGGGUGGCAUGAGGAGGAUGUUUGUUGCAGAGGUGCUCGGGAAGCUCCCCGUGAUGCAACACUUCCUCUUUGGAUCUUUAGUCCCUGCUGUAGAGGGUAUGAGCACGGAGGACGAAAUUGAAGCGAGCGAGGACGCGGAGAAGGAGCACUCACAUCCGCAUCACCACGACCAUAGCCACGAUGGAUGGAACGACCCGUGUGGCAUCAAGGUGCCUAGCGGGGUAGCGGCAGGUCAAGAGAUGAAAAAGAAGGGCACGCAGGCAUUACGCAGGAUACCAUUCGAUUGA
This is a messenger RNA of Parascedosporium putredinis, 1374 nucleotides long. Lineage: Eukaryota; Fungi; Ascomycota; Sordariomycetes; Microascales; Microascaceae. The record is from the annotation of a GenBank genome assembly.